Molecule: messenger RNA, 7409 nt
Organism: Brienomyrus brachyistius
Lineage: Eukaryota; Metazoa; Chordata; Actinopteri; Osteoglossiformes; Mormyridae
Gene: aqp9b
Product: aquaporin 9b
Exons: 7
Coding region: 75-986 (303 amino acids)
Biological process (GO): water transport; glycerol transmembrane transport
Cellular component (GO): basolateral plasma membrane; plasma membrane
Molecular function (GO): glycerol channel activity; water channel activity; urea transmembrane transporter activity
Source: RefSeq, a predicted model, not a curated record
CGGAGGGUGAUCGGUGCGCAUUGGCCGUCACCGCCAGUCCUGAUAGCAGCGCAGCAUCUUCCAGCCGCUAACACAUGGAGACGGAGCGCAAAAGGAAAAUGAAGGAGUGCUGCGUGGUGCAUAACCGCAUCUUCAGGGAGUUUCUGGCCGAAUUUCUCGGAACAUUUAUAUUAAUUCUGUUCGGCUGCGGCUCCGUGGCACAGACGGUGUUGAGCCGCGGUGCCCUGGGAGAGCCGCUCACCAUCCACAUCGGCUUCACUCUGGGAGUGAUGAUGGCGGUCUACGUGGCUGGAGGAGUGUCAGGUGCCCACAUUAACCCUGCCGUGUCCCUGGCUAUGGUCGUCCUGGGACGGCUGAAACUGGUGAAGUUCCCCAUCUAUGUCAUCGCACAGUUCCUGGGGGCCUUCGCCGGCGCGGCUGCUGUCUUCGGCUUGUACUACGAUGCCUUCAUGGACUUCACGAGUGGAAUACUGUCAGUGACUGGCAUCAACGCCACAGCACACAUCUUUGCCUCCUACCCUUCUAGGCACCUCUCUAUAAUCAACGGAUUCAUUGACCAGGUGUUUGGGACGGGCGUCUUGGUCUUGUGCAUCCUGGCCAUCAUGGACGGCAAGAACAUCGGUGCACCUAGAGGAAUGGAGCCCUUGGUCAUCGGCUUGAUCAUCAUGGGGAUCGCCGUGUCCAUGGGCUUGAACUGUGGCUAUCCCCUGAACCCUGCCCGCGACUUGGGUCCCAGGGUCUUCACGGCACUGGCUGGGUGGGGCAUGGAGGUGUUCAGCACCGCAGAUUAUUGGUGGUGGAUCCCAGUGGCGGGACCACUCGUCGGGGGUGUGGUGGGCGGGACGAUCUACUUCCUCUUCAUUGAGCUGCACCAUGAGAGUGAGCCCGAGAAGGAACAGGAGGAAGAGGAAAGCAGCAGCGUCCAGGACAAGAUUCACUGGCUGGAAUGCACGGGUCCAUGCAGUUUACCCAGGGCUGCAGGCUGACAGGCAGUAAUCUGGUGAUCUGGUGCAGCCGCGCAGGCCUCCUCCAGCUGUACGCGUGACCCCCGCAUUCCCAAGGCACAAGCCAGAUGCUGGAGAAAAGGCGGCAUAGUGGUCAAGCCCAGGAUAAGGUGGGUCACCACAUGCAUGGACUCCCCUCACACGCUGGUACGCGAUGCCGUUCAGAUGAAUGAGGACACUACGUUCACAGUGCCUCACACACAGAGCCUCACACACAGAGCCUCAGAACAGCCGAGUCUCACGCACAUGAGCGAACAAUGUCAACUCAAUCAUUCCCAGCAAAGUUGCUUAGAUUUGCAUAUAUUUAAACACAUAUUUAGGCAAAGCUUUAAUAUACAGUUGAUGUUUAAUACCCAGAGGAAGGCAAAGCAAUGGCAUUCACAUUUUAAUCAGUCUGAUGAAAACUUGUUUUGCCAACACGCAAAAUAUGUCCAUUGAUCACAACCACUUGGUUCCUAGUUUUAUUUCAAGAUGGAUGAAUGGAUAAUUUCAGAUUGUGAAAUGAUUUUAUAGCAACAGGUCGUCUCUUCCCACAGUACGUACAUCACCUGUUCAUUACAAACGGACAUAAUGCCCCCCAGGGAAGAGCCUUGUUUGAAGACGACCAGGGAUUUCUGCUUGGGAUGAUAAUUGGUUAGAACGUACAGAAAGUGUGAACUGUGGAAUGUUAUGCAAUGCUGUAACGGGCACCUUAUUUUACUCCGGUAAACUACCUCCAUCCACAACGGAACAGCUAAUCGCAGGAUGGCCUUUCAGCGUCAUUUUGAUUUUCAUAAAAUAACCCCGAUUAGUGCUGAUUAAAACCGAACCAUCUGUGGACAUCGAGCUAGAAAGUACAAGUAAAUGUGCAUGUAGACAAGCCUUAGCAGAGAGGCUCUGCCCAGGGAGUUAUGCUAACAUGCAUGCUAACAUACACAAUAAAGGAAAUUAGGAAUAGCCAGGAAUUACAGGCACGCCUCAAGCUAACCAAGGACCCCUCCACACGCUCGCCAUUAAAUGCUUAAUUAGGGACUUUAACCAGCAUCAAAAUUUCAUUCUCAUGUCCUUAUGAGCUCUUUAGUACAGCUUAGGGCAGGAAAGCUAGAAUGUUGGCUGGCUAGAAUGUUAGCGGACGUGUACAAAGACAGGUGAAGAUUUGAGGUUUAAUCUUUUACAUAUAAAUGUUUGUUUUUCCCUGUGAUACGGGAAAUUACUGAAAAAGACUGAAAAUGCUAUCAGGCAACUGGGGGCCAACAGCAGUGUGAAUGACUCAGUCAAACAAACAGAAACGAAAUUGCAACCAUAUUGCCUAGAUAAACAGGUACUUGUCCAAAAAGGCUGUAUGAAGAUGUGAUUCACAAAUAUAUCUCGUUCCCUCAUUCUGGGAAAAGCCACUUGUAGGUCACUCCACACACUCCACACACUUAUUCUGGCAGGAGAGUUAAUGAACCCAGUCAAAAUAAUGACCUUAGGACCUUGACACAAUAAUGAAAUGUAGUUUAAAUUCAGCUAAAUCAAAACUCCACCCGAGAGUUAAGCCCCAGAACCUGGUUGUCUUCCAGGAUCUUUUCCCUAAAUUGUCAGCCUCAAGGAAGUCCCCCCUCAACCCCCAAAUGUUCCCAGCAAGCACCUUAUUCAAAUCAAGGCACAGACAUUCUAUUUCCCGAAAAAAAAUAUCUUAAAUAACCUAUUGAAGAAGUGUGACGUACGAAUGAACAACUAAACAAAACGAACAAAAAAUAUUCUUUAUUUCCCAUUUGCGAAUUGGAAAUGCUUCUGUUCAGCAAUCCCAUCUUGCUCUCCAUAGCUUGGGGGUCACAGCGCAGGGCCAGCUAACAUGCAACGCCCCUGGAGCCUGGGGUUAAGGGCCUCACUCAAGGGCCCGCGGACAUGUGACUGUUCUGCACAGAGACUUAGCCCACUGAGCAACUCACUGCUACCAGGUAUUCAUUUACAUGUUCUCCCAGAGGAUCACGGAAACCAUCACAGCUGGAACAAUCAUGAUUGGGAAUUGAGCGCAUAUUGUACCAAUGACAUGCAAGAAGAUUGGUCUACUAACUUGGGGGGUUUGAGGAGAUGAAAGCAUCGACUAUGUAGGCUCCAAGGGAGAAGUCAACGUUGUAUAGCAAUCAAUGGCUCAAUGAGUUUGUCGCUAUAUCAGGCAAAUCUAAAGCAAGUCUCUCUGCUGUGCAGCUAUCAAAGGAAGCCAGAUUCAAUUCAACCUUAGAACCCAAAAAUAAAACACUAAAAUCACAUUUAGUCAACCACCUGGAUCGCAGGGCACAUCUAAGGGGAUACAUCAGGUCAUGUGAGACGUUUAAUUCAGGUCCACGUUAAAUCUGAGAUCGAUCUCCUGAACCUCACCUAAGCAGCACUAAACUGUUCCAACAAGCCAUUUAAAGGCAUUCAACCGAACCGAACCAGAAUAUAAACUUUCACGCAAAUGGACAUAAAUCUAUUACAAUAACUGAGGACAUUAAAAUGUAAUCUUUUCUGCUUGAUUUCGGUAACGGAUCAUGAUAAAUGUGGCACAUAGGGCGGAAUGAUUACUUUGCGGAUAUUCGGCUAUUUUACAGGACAGGGGUGGCUUCAUUCUGGCGAAAAACAGGAUUAAUGGGAGGGAAGGAGGCAUGACAGCUGAGCGGUGAAGAGGCCCCGACUGAAUUCAAGACCCUCCCAGCAGCACAGGCGAGGCCUUAAGGCUCACAGUCAAAGGGAUUCCCAUCGGUGGAAAAGCAUAAAAUGCUGAAAGAACCUUAAAGUCACUGAUCGAUUAUCACGCAGACUCUCAGUUCAUUUCCCCACUGCUGUCUGCCAGCCCCAGGAUACAGCAUCACCUCGUGAAAACAAUUUUCAUUUCUGUGUAAUAACAAAACAGUGGGGCUCUCUUUUCCUGCCACAGUGACAGGAUUCUUUGACAGAUCUCCUCGGGAAAUGAGAACAAAUACAGAGAACAAACAAACAGAUUAGAUGAAACAGAAUAGAUUUAUAUCUCUAUGCCCAGAGGAGCUGCUUACGGCUCCAUAGCGACAAGAGAAAUUAUUCUUAGCGAUAUACCAGGCAAAACUGUGACCUUAUAAAGUAUUCCCACACUCGAAAAAAUGUGACAGGACUCAAAAAUGUUAACACUGAAUAGAGUGAGAAUAACUGCUGCACUAAUUUUGUGCUUUAAAGAAAAGUUGCAUCCAUUUAGCACUUUAAAGAACGCAAUUAACAAAGCUACUAUAAAAACCGUACAGCUCAUUUAAAGCUAUUUAAAACUGGCAUACGGCUGAACAUCAGUAAGAUUAGUUCGGAGUUGUUCAUUUAUAAAUAUUUCCGUAAAAAUUUCCACACACAACGUGAAAGCACUCUAACCAGACUGCCAGAAUCCCUACAGAGGUCAGCUCAAUACUAAGUCUAAAUGGUUCUGUCCAAUGUUUAAAACACACUGGUUAGCAGGCCCAUGGCACUAAUUGAUUCAUUCCAGGCAGCAGAUGUUUCUCUAAAGCACUAGAUCAAUUCCACUUACUAGGUAUUGGGUGUAAACACCCCAUCCAUUACAACACAUACAGUCAAACUUGCAGAUCCUUUAUAUAUCAAGCCUACCGUCACAAUCCAGCAAGUUACAGUCUUCAUCUACACUAUAACAACGUUAAAUAAUUUCAAAUAUAAAAUAAGGCAACCAUUCUUCUUAAGUCAGGUCAGCUCAAAAAUAUAAUCGAUGUGCGUGCACGAAGAGACGGUUAUUAAAAAGUUCUGUCCGUCUGCCUUCUUAAAAGCCCCACUUGGAUAAUGACAAAAACACAGCCGUAUCAAACAAAAGGAUUAUGAUCUCCCUGGUGGUGCACCAAUCAAAUGGUGACGUGUCUUACAUACUACGGCAGAGGUCAGGGUAACACUGAGACUCCAAAGAGCUCCCCCUGGUGGCUAAGGGUGUCAGGCCUCCUCCAACGGUAUGCUAUGUCAUACUCAGUAGGGCGCUGCUGCCUGUCUGGUGAGAAGCAGCAGGUGGUAAGUUACAGUGCUCUUUUCAUACACAGCGGCUAAUCCAUCCUUUGAACAGUUUAUGAUGCUGUCUACUCUCUCUACAUGUGUACGCGAUUUACUCUCAACCAGAACAGGCUCCUAAGAUACAGGUCAACAAUCAACUUGAAAGAGCUUCUAUAUUUUUAUGCGGAGUUAAUGUCAACUAAGCUGCAAAUCAAGUCAAAGGUUGCAGCGAGGGCAUCGCUCAGGCAAUCUCCUCCCCACUGAUGGUGUGUCGCCAGUCAUUCGAUAUCCAAUCCAUCACAGCCUGAGCUCAUCCAAGCCUCUCGCCACAUAUUGCACUGGGAGCGAGGGAGAGAUCCAGGAGCAUGUAGAUUCCCACUGGUCAGUCUUAUGACAUUCAAUUUACUCUUGUGUUAAUGGCGGCUGGUUUUAAAGACAGCAUGCAUUAGAAGGCUAGUAAAACACUUGACGAAUCGAAACUCUUCCUCCUACGUGUGUCAGUGGAGAAAGACGUCAUUUAGGACCAUCCCGACCCUGAGUGGUAUGGUGACAGAACCAUGGCUGGGGUGGUUCAUGCUACACAUUAGUGGCAAUGAGGAAAGUUCAUGCUAUAAACAAAGAAAUGCAUGAGAAUAGGAGGGGCUUUUAAAAUUCACAAUAUGCAACAUAACGAAAUACUAGUGAUUGUACUGCCCUACGUGUCAUGGUGAGAGUGGUGUUUAAGGAACAGAAAAACAAGACUUUGUUCAACCGUGGUGGCAAGAUCCGGAAACUCACAUAGCAUCCUGCAAGCCCGUGACCACGCACUCGAACUCCGGGGCAAUUGCAUGAGUAUGUGCUUGACACACACAAACACACACACACAGUGUCACAAUACACGUCACUGAUCACACCCGACACAGACGAGGACCUGACGGGAGCAGCCAGUCAAAUGAGGGCAGCUUCUGAUCAUCAUGUUCCACAGCAGCAGGAGGGCAGCGUGGGAGAGAAAAGCAGAAGCUGCUGUGAGUUUGGCACUGCAGGGGUGAUGUGAGCGUGUGCACAGGGUGGAGGCUGGAAAGGGAGACCAGCUGGAAUGUGCAGCUAUGCAGGUAGUUACCCAUGGAAGGUGGAGGGUUUCUCUCUCCAAAUGGUAUCGGUGUAUAACAGGACACUAGUGUUAAUCCACUCAUAGAAUGCAGCAAUUUUAUUGUGGGAAGGUGGUGGCGCAGGAGGUAGUGCUGCUGUUUGGCAACCAGAGGGUUACAGGUUUGAGCCCUGGUUCCUCCUGACCCCAUCAGGGUCCUUGAGCAAGACACUGAACCCCAAAUUGCCCCCGGUGAGCAGGUUGGCACCUCGCAUGGCAGCCUCCGCCACUGGUGUGUUGAUGGGUGAAUGUGAGGCAUGAAUCGUAAAGCGCUUUGAGUGUUCGUAAGAGUAGAAAAGCACUAUAUAAAUGCAGUCUAUUUUCCAUCCAUGGGUCACAACCCAAAUUUGGGUCGUGUCAGAUCCUAAAAGGGUCGUGAGGCAGAGGAAAUUUAUGCAUUUGAAUUACCUGCAAGCUCUUUGGUCUGCAAAUACUUAGUAAAAAACUAGUGACUACCCAACCAAUCCAAGAAGUAAAAUCACAGAUGCUUAAUUUAAAAUUUGCUGGCACAUCCAAUCAGAUUUCUGCAGUUAGCAUUGAUUGGCAUAAAGUGUAGAGUGCAUUGCAUGCUCGAUCAUAGCGUUAAUUCAAACCUAUACUUGAUAUAAGGUUGCUACUGAGCUUGCGUGGUAAAAAUAGGCUCCUGACCCCCCCCCGACCCAGUAGGAUAAGCGGGUUGGAAAAUGGAUGGAUGGAAGCUGCAUCACUGAGGACUGUGAUGUGUGUAUCCAACAACCCCCAAGCCCUAGACAGAGAGGAAACAUUACAGGUGCCUGAGGAACUUUCAGAAGUAAAACGGGCAACUGAGUUCAUGUAAAUAAAAACGAUGGAACACAAACUUACACAUUUGUGUGCCGUCAUCCUACGACAGAGCUGACUAAAGAUGGCACCUUCAAAUUAUACAAUACAUACACAAACAUGCAUGUUUAAAAUAAACUGUAUUGGUUAGAAUAGUCGGCAGUGUGUCAAGUCUUCAAUAAGCAUAUUACCAGAAAAUAUGGAUUGGAACUGUAUUUUGUAGAGGACAAGUGGGUAGAGAAUGGAUGAAUGGAUGGAUGGAAUAAAAAUAAAAUGUUAAUCUUUACAUAAUCCAUAAGAUUUUUUAUUUAGCAUUUUGCCCCCCCCAGUGUUGAAUGUCUUCAACUGCAACCAAUCGAUUUUUCUUUUUAAACGGAGGUACAUCCCUUGAAACCUAUUUAAAAACACCCAAUUCAAAGUACUACAAAACCAAGCAAUUAAUCAAGUUACACUGCAACUAAUAUUACUGCACUGUCUUUCCACACUCUAUUGCGCCAGGUUUGAGUAUCAGCACAUUCACAUCACUGCAC